This is a messenger RNA of Vicia villosa (hairy vetch), 954 nucleotides long. RefSeq lists its product as uncharacterized. The transcript has 2 exons. The record is from RefSeq and is a predicted model, not a curated record. The coding region runs from base 124 to 807 and encodes 227 amino acids. Lineage: Eukaryota; Viridiplantae; Streptophyta; Magnoliopsida; Fabales; Fabaceae.
AAGUAGCUUUUGUUCUUUAGCUUCAUUCAAGCAAAAGGCAAACAUGACCGAAAGGACCAACAUUUUCUGCCAUAGGAGCUUCCCCUAACCUCUUCUCCAUUGCCACCUUGUCUUUUUCUCUAUAUGAAACCAAAUCAAAAACAUAUCCAAAAGCCAAAAGCUAGACAAGUAAUGGAAUGUAGCAAGGAAGAGAAGAGCAUGAAAAUACCAAAGUUACCCCUCUUGAACACUCUACCAAUCAUGCAUUCACCAGAGAGAUCAGGAACAAAAACUCCACCGUUUCAUAUCACAGUAUCAGUUCCAUUUGGUUGGGAAGAAGAGCCAGGAAAACCAAAAGCUUGUACUGAUAUUGUUACAUUCUCAAAUCCAACAACUUUCAAGUGUUUGGAACUUCCUCCAAGGUUGUUGGUUGAUACAAAAGUUCCAUCACCUACAAUAGUCUUUGAUGGACCCUACAAGAAAGAUUGUAGUGAUUGUUCUGAAAAACUUGGGAGUUUGAUUCUUGAGAAAGAAGUGGGUGUAAAGAAAAAAGGGUUGUUUGGUAAUUGGAGGAAAAAGGAUAUUAAGGUUAAAAAACAUGUCUUUUUGUCAUCUUCUGUUGAUAAGGUUAAGGAUAAUGUUAUUGUUGGUGGCAUUAUAGAUAGUGACAAGAAUGUGAGGAUGAGGAAGAAGAUAAAACAUUAUGGUAGCUUUGACAGUUCAUUCCAUUCCAAGUCUUCUGUUUGGACAAAGAUGUGUGAAAGAUGGAAGCGUGUGGUUCAAUGGAAGAGUGAAAAAGUGAACAAGAAAGAGUGUUGGUUGUUUUAGGAAGUGUAGGAUUUUACCUAGGGUGACAUGGUGAUGUCAUAAUCAAUUAUCUGCAUGAUGACAACUACAUAUGUAAUACUGUGUUUUUCCUAAUUUGUCUUUCUCAUAUCUUCACGAAAUCAAAUAUCAUAGGUCAUUCAGGGUCUA